Molecule: messenger RNA, 5021 nt
Organism: Asterias rubens (European starfish)
Lineage: Eukaryota; Metazoa; Echinodermata; Asteroidea; Forcipulatida; Asteriidae
Product: E3 ubiquitin-protein ligase TRIM71-like
Exons: 7
Coding region: 225-2150 (641 amino acids)
Biological process (GO): positive regulation of DNA-templated transcription
Cellular component (GO): nucleoplasm; chromatin
Molecular function (GO): ubiquitin-protein transferase activity; zinc ion binding; protein binding
Source: RefSeq, a predicted model, not a curated record
AUACGCCCAUUCAUAGACUCGCGUCCUUUGAAAAAGAGCGUUACCGUUGGUGUACAUGUAUUGGCUCAGUGUGUGUAUGUCCCUGCCUUGCAAAGUGUGUCUGAUUUGUACUGGUUGACACAGGAAUAAAGUGCUCCCCUUUCCAAUUACAAAGUGCUGGUUUGGGUGGAAUAUUGGAAUCCGGAAUAUUUCUUGAAAGAUUUGCGUAGAAACCAUCUGCCAAGAUGACUGCGAUGUUUAAAAACGCCGCCAGCACCGUGCUGAACAAAAUCAGCAAAGAGUCGCUGAAAUGUGGCCUCUGCCAAAACUUCUACUUCAAGCCCAAAAUCAUGGACUGCGUCCAUACCUUCUGCGAAGAUUGCCUCGUGAAAUACCGCAACAUGAAGUAUCCCAAGAAUACGCGGAUCCCGUGUCCGGUGUGCAGCGACGAGACGGAAUUGCCAAUCGGCGGGAUCACUGGGUUGAAGUCUAACCUUCACUUGAGCGGAGUUGUCGAGGAGAUGGUUCUGCACGAUCAGCUACUCGGUGCUAAGGGUAAGAAGUUGGAGUGCGGCGGGUGUGAUGAGAAUAAAGAAGCCAUCGCGAGAUGUAUGGACUGCGAUCACUUCCUGUGUCAAGGGUGCGUCGAGGCCCACAAGCGUUUCGCCAUGAUCAAGAAUCAUUCCAUCGCAACGUUGGACGAGCUUCGAACCGGGAAGAUUGAGUUGAAGAGUCCGGCCCGUAAGAAGGCACCAGAGUGUGAGAAUCAUCCAGGCGAGAAGAUCCGCUGCUUCUGUGAGACAUGCAGCGAGUUGAUCUGUCUGGAAUGCGCCUUCUUGGGACACGCCCGCCCCCAGCAUGAAUCUGUCAGCAUCAGGGAGGCCGCCAAUCGACGCCGUCAGAGCAUGAGAGACUUCUUGCCAAAAACCGAAGAGGUUGUUAACGAGUUCCAGCAGGUGCAGAAGGGAUUGAACACAGUCAAGAAUGAUCUGAAGAUCAAUGCCAGUGAUGCUAGAAAGAGUAUUCAAGAACUGGUGGCUUCCAAGAUCUCCGAGCUCAGAAAGAAAGAAAAGUCCUUACUGGAUGAGAUUGACCAUACUGAGAAGCAGAGAGCCCAGACAAUGCAACAGAGCGAUCAGAAAGUAACAUCCUUCAUCGGUAAGGCUCGUCACUCCUUGGAGGUUGCCCGUAACGCCAUCGAGACCGCCACGGACUCUGACUUCCUCUCGCUCCAUCCAACGGUGGAGAGAGACCUGCAGAAUCUGACGGAAAAGAGCCCACCACAGGUGCAUCAGAAGCUCUCGUUCCUGAAGUUUACCGGUCUGGCAAAGGAAGCCGCCGACAACGUAACUCUUGGCCAGGUCGUCAAGAGAGGAGAGUGGGACAUGAUGGCAACGUUCGGAAAAGAAGGAACCAUGGAGGGUGAAUUUAAGUGGGCAAGAGGUAUCACUGCUUGCCCAAAUGGGGAUAUCGCUGUGGCCGAUCGUAACAACAACCGUGUUGCGGUUAGUUCGAGCGAAGGCAAUCACAAAGUGAGCAUCCCAGCUCAAAGUGCACGUAAUGUUGCAUGCGAUUCCAAGAAUCGUCUGGUCGUGAUUGACCGCUCUGGAUUGGCCACCGUUUACAACGGUGACCGCAAGCAAGUCCUGCAGUUCCCAGUGGCUCCUAGUGAGCAGGGAACCGUGGAUCCUCGUUGCGUUGCUAUCGACAAGGAAGAUCGAAUCUACAUUGGUGACUUCACUCGUCAGUUGAUCAGCAUCCACAGCCCAAUCGACGGAAAAGUUGAACGCAUCAUCCAGGUCAACAUGAAACCAGAGUUCAUCUGCGUCACCGGUAAGAACCUCAUCCUCAUGAGUAAUGCCGACGAGGGCAAGGUGGUCGCCGUCGACCCAUGGGGCGCUAAGGGUAACGAGGCCUUCGGUUUUGAGACCGUCUUCGAAGGAGAGAAGAUGAAGCCUGCCGGAAUCGCCAUCGAUGGUAACGACGAGAUUUACAUUUCCGGAUACAUGGGAUACAUCAACACUGGACAGAUCCAUCACUACACCGCACGUGGGAAGCAUAUUAAGUGUAUUGCUGAUAAGCAGUACAUGCCGCAGGGUAUCUGCUUUAACACAAAAGGAAUGCUCAUUAUGGCUAAUUAUCAUUCUGUUCGGAUCUUUAACAUGUCGUAGAUUGUUCCCUUCAUGCUCUAGUGUUUUAGGCACUCGCAUUGUUUGAAACUGGGUUUGCUUCUCAAACCAAAUCAAAGGAAAACUUACGCUGAACACAACCGAGACGUAAUUUCAUAGAGUUGCUUUCAGCAGGAUUGCAGUUUAACUUCUUGAGCAAUUUUGUUUACGAUUCUGUGGUUUUGUAAGCACAAAAUUGACUGUUUAGGGGAAAAAUAUUAACAGCCGUUAAGCAGCUCUAUAAAGUUAGACCCAUAACUUUACAAAUAAUUAUUAAGUACUAUUUAGGCAUUUAUCUGUCUAACCAUUCCAGCACUUGUAACAGUUUUAACAUGUUCUGUAUUCUACUAUUCUUCAGUCACCAAAUCUUCCAAGUUUUCAGUUACUUUAGAUAAAAUUUCAAUUUUAUUCCGAAGUUUGAAUUGUCAAUAGACAGCAGCUUUUGUAUUCAUUUUCCGUGAUAUUCAGUAAUUGAGAACUUGGAGAAGUGGGAAGGAAAUGCUGUGAAAGAAAAACGGAGUGUGGACUUUUUGAGUCAUUGAAAGGAGGGGGGGGGGACAUGCAACAUUGAAGGGAGACAAAAUUAAGGAAUGUACAAAACUAUGUUAGCCCAUCCAGUAUGGGGUAUACACAGACAAAACGGAAAGAAUAUUCCAGUUUGGUAAUUUAAAAGCUAAAUAAUAUCUUUUUUUUAGUUUUGAAAUUGAGGCCAGUUUUCAAGAAUUUGCCGGACAGUAUUUGAAAAAGUCUGAAAGGUUGUUGCUAGGUUCUUCAGAGUUGCUACAGGAAAGCAUAAAAGGUAUGAUACAAUAUUGGUGAAAAGUUAUACAGAUUUAAUUUCAGGGUGUAAUAUUUUUUAAUUUGAUAACUAUAAUUUGAUAACUGAAAUACUGUGCUAAGAUUUACUUCUCCAGUACUCGGUUAUUAAUCAAUUCAAUCGAAAUGUGAACCAAAUUCAUAACCAAAUUCAAACAGGCACAAUUCAGUAAAAUUUAAGCUUGAAGGAUUGUGACACUGAUGUCUGAUUGCGUUGGCGACACAAUUUGUUCACUAAGAGGGAAGUCGAGGCUAUUUUUGUAGUAGUCGUGGCGGCAUGAUUAACUGAGUAGUUAAAAACGGUUGUCGCAACUCAACUAAGCAAUCAUUCGUCGCAGUAGCUGCCCAGCCCAGGCCAAUGGAUAAUAACCCCAUCUCUAGCAAAAUUCAGGGCAGAAUUAAAAUCAAAACCAUGAAAACUUUCCAGACGAUCGUUGCAAAUUUCAAAUUCUGAUUCUGAAACUUCAGACUGAAUAAUUUUGCAGGAUGCUUAUUACUAUUAGCAUCUUCACAUGGAGUAGUCCUGUAGUGACAAUUUCCAUAAUUAUCUUUUCGAGGUCAAUACAAAAGUAUGACCCUAUUUUAAAAGUAGGGAAUUGGAAUGAGUUUACUCUUUCAAAAGUUAAUGAUGUAUCAUCAUUCAAAUUGUGUAUAAAUUUCAUAAUUUGUAAUCCGAGAUUUCCGAUUCCGUUGUAGUGCGCCUUUAAGGGGUCGUUCGAAACAGUAGUUAUAUUAUUGUACAGUGUGUGUUUACUAGUGGGAUUAGGUACAAUGCUGCUAUGUUUUAUCGCUGUAGCUUUACUUUAAGAAUGUAUAUUGUAUAUGUAGCACAUGAUAAGAAUUCAUUUUUAACGGAAAUAAUGUAGGCUUAGUGGUAGAUUAAAAUUAACCCUCCAAAAACCCAAUUUCAUCUAGAGUUACUUUAGUUGGAACAAUGGUCCUAAGCAUGAACAAAUUAUGCUUACCAGUUAGAAUAAAUUACCUGCUCAAAUUGCCAUGUCACUUGUGCCAUUUGUUACAACCAGUUUCCUGCUUUGCUUUGAAGACAUGUUUUAAACAAUUCUCUGCUCACAACCACAGUGGAUGAUACUGAAUAGUCAAACAGUAGGAGGGUUGACUGUGUACUGUGUAGAUGCAUUCACCACAUCUUAUAUUGAAGGCUGGCAUAGUUUAUCAUUCAAACCCAUAUUGGAGGAUAUUGAAUAGUCAGACAGUACGAGGGUUAAUUUUGAAUUUUAUCUACACUGUUUGCAUUAUGUAUACUUUUAAAUGUCAAAUAAUUCAUUAGUUUCUUUGUAAUCCUAAUUAUUGUACUUCGCUAAUUUGGACAGGUCUUUUUGGGCUACUAUUAUAAUCACGAUUUGUAUUUUUGUUUCUUUGGAUAUUAUUUUUUUCUUACAAACUGUCACGUAAUCAUACCAAAAGGUACUUGGUCACAUUAUCGUUAUGGUUUAUUCUGAUUAAAAUAAUUGAUAUUUUUAUUAACACUUUUUAGACCGUACUAAAGUGAUCCACGUUUAUUGUACUUUUUUUAAAGGAACCCUAGACUGGUUUCCAGUCCCUCAUCAAAACGUAAUUUUUGUUGAGGUAGCUUGUGUAAAAAAAGUGCACCUUUUCAAAAGUUUGAAUGAGUGUCUCUAAUUUUCAUUUCAUUUUUACAAUGUUUAUGCCUCAUAAAAUUUCUCACCGUCUUAUCAUAACAACUGUUGUAUACUAUGGGCCACUAUUUUGCAUAUUAUAAUUAUAUUUUUUAACAAAUUCUUGUGGUGAUUGGGUUCAGUAUCUAAAAUAUAUUUUAACAAAUCACUCUUUAUUCUUUUAUUUAACACGAUAACUGUUUUAAAAAAAAUCAUAGUACUUUACAACAAGAAGCAUACAUAAAAAUGUAAUAAAAACAUUUGAGUUGUGUAGUUGUGUGAUCAGCUAAAUCACUAAUAAACAAAGAAUUAUCUGCUGUUAUGUAAAAAAAAAAGUCAAGUUUAAUAUUACUUGUAUUCAGAUUUUCUGAAAAUAUCGUUAGGAGUUAUUAAAAAUUUCAAGCAAGUCCUAAAUGUUGAA